This is a messenger RNA of Salvia hispanica, 2645 nucleotides long. RefSeq names its product chaperonin 60 subunit alpha 2, chloroplastic. NCBI's taxonomy places the organism in Eukaryota, Viridiplantae, Streptophyta, Magnoliopsida, Lamiales, Lamiaceae. The record is from RefSeq and is a predicted model, not a curated record. Gene Ontology annotation, molecular function: ATP-dependent protein folding chaperone; ATP binding. Gene Ontology annotation, biological process: protein refolding.
AAUAAAAAUAGAAAUUAGAAACCCCUCCAAAAACCCUACUGCUGUUUACCAGCAUCAAAUUCGAAACUAUGUCGUUGCCAUUUUCUUCCCCGAUGUUCUUGCAUUCUGGUGCUUCAUUCUCCGGAUUACGUGGAAGAUCAAAUCCAAAUGGGUUGUGGCAGAGAAACAGCGUGAGGAAGACGAUGUUAGUGGUGAAAGCAGGUCCGAAGAGAAUUGAAUUUGACAAAAAAUGCAGAGAUGCUUUACUUUCGGGGAUUAAUAAGCUUGCCGAUGCUGUUUCUGUGACUUUGGGGCCGAAAGGCCGUAACGUGGUCCUUUCAGAGUCUGAGAAACUCAAAGUGAUAAAUGAUGGUGUAACUAUUGCCCGGGCCAUAGAGCUUCCCGACACAAUUGAGAAUGCUGGAGUGCUGCUAAUCCAAGAGGUUGCAACCAAAACAAAUGGGUCGGCGGGUGAUGGUACGACAACUGCGAUUUUGUUGGCCCGAGAAAUGAUUAGAUAUGGGUUAUUGGCUAUCACCAAUGGGGCUAACCCUGUAUCCUUAAAGAAAGGAAUGGAGAGGACAGUGGAUGAAUUGGUUAAGGUAUUGAGUGAGAAAAGUUAUGCUGUAAGGGGCAGUGAUGAAAUUAAAGCCAUAGCUUCAUUGUCUGCUGGAAAUGAUGAAUAUAUUGGAAACUUAAUUGCUGAAGCUAUUGAGAAAAUUGGCCCUGAUGGUGUAAUAUCAAUUGAAUCGUCUUCAUCAUCUGAAACUUCUGUGACAGUCGAUGAAGGAAUGAAGAUAGAUAAAGGAUACAUGUCGCCGCACUUUGUCACAAAUAAGGAUAAAUCGAUAGUGGAAUUUGAGAAUGCCAGAGUUCUGGUGACUGAUCUAAAGAUAUCCAGCCUGAAGGAGAUUGUUCCGUUACUGGAGAAGUCUACACAAUUGAGUGUCCCUCUACUGAUUUUUGCUGAAGACAUAUCUCGGCAAGUGCUGGAAACUCUAGUCUUGAACAAAAUGCAAGGUGUGCUUAACGUUGCCGUUGUAAAAUGUCCAGGUCUUGGAGAAGGAAAGAAGGCUAUAUUGCAGGAUAUUGCUCUUAUGACUGGAGCUGACUUUAUAUCGGGAGAUUUUGGGGUGGCUCUUGAAACAACAACUUCUGAUCAGCUUGGUAUUGCUCGAAAAGUAACAAUUACUAGCAAUUUUACCACUAUAGUGGCGGAUCCGUCCACUAAAGCUGAAAUUAAGGCCAGAAUAAUGCAGAUAAAAAAGGAUCUUGCUGAAACUGAUAGCAAAUAUCUAGCGGAAAAGCUAAGUGGGCGGAUUGCAAAGCUUUGUGGUGGGGUGGCUGUUUUAAAGGUUGGGGCUCAUACAGAAGUCGAACUUGAAGAUCGAAAACUACGAAUAGAAGAUGCAAAAAAUGCCACAUUUGCGGCCAUGGCUGAAGGAGUGGUUCCUGGUGGCGGAGCCACAUACAUACAUCUCUCAAAGCAAAUACCUGUUAUCAAGGAUGCCUUUGAAGACCCAGAUGAGCAGAUUGGUGCAGAUAUUGUUGGAAAGGCACUUCUUGCACCAGCAAAAGUAAUUGCAGCAAAUGCAGGGGUUGAUGGAGAUGUGGUUCUGGAAAAAAUUAGAGCUUGUGAUUCGAAUUUCGGGUAUAAUGCAAUGACUGGGAGAUACGAAGAUCUAAUUGCUGCUGGUGUCAUCGACCCUUGCCGGGUUUCAAGAUGUGCGCUUCAAAAUGCCGUCUCUGUUGCUGGUAUGAUCCUCACCACUCAAGCCAUACUGGUCGAGAAAAUCAAGAAGCCCAAGCCACUUGUUCCCCAGAUUCCCGGUAUAUCCCCCUGAAGGAAGAUCAAGGUCGUAAGAAAUCACGGUACACUAGAAAAUCGAAGAUCAGCCAAACAGAUUAGAGUAUUCACGAUUCUUUGAGACAAAUGCCCUUCCUUUAGUGUCAACGAGAGGAGAUCGUACAAUGUUGGAUGGUUGAAAUAUGAGCGUUCCAAUUAGAAGCCUAACAAGGUCAGGUCAGCCACUGGUAAGAAAUUAGCUCUUUUCCAGUUAAAGAUGAUACAUGGAGUAUAAUAAAUGGCUUGUCCUUGUUGAAAGUCUUGAAGAUGCUUCUUUGAGUGCCACUGAUGAUGAAAUGUUGAUCUAUUGGGCCACGUUGGCGAUUCAUAGCCAACGUGGCACUCGAGAAACCUGGGCAGUACCUAGGAUUUGAAUCUGUGAGACUCUAGGAAUGCAACUUUUGUUUCAUUAGAUUAUUAGUACUACCAAAUUGCAAUGAGACAAGAAGAAAGUGACUCUUCCCCACUUUCUAAGAAUUUAAAUAUCAUCAUAUGCUAACCAACUCCAUACAAAUUAUGAUGAUGAAACUGUGGACUUUUCUGGGUCAGGUAGAACAACCAUUUACAUAACAACUUAUAUUUAGUAACUUUUGCAAUUGCAUUCUUUUCCUUGUUGAAUAAAGUCAUUACUUUCUGUCCAUUUCUUACAUAUGUUACAUCUGAUCUACCAAAUCAAGAUUCCAAUUGAUCAUCUUUGGACCAUAAUCAUUCUCUUAGCCGUUUUUGUAUGUCGUAGAAUGUUAGCAAUCUUCACAUUAAAUAACCAUUUUAAAUUUGUAAUUAUUGUUCGCAAUCUUCAUCAAGUUGUCAUUAUUUCUUG